AUGGGCGACAUGUCUGGACUCGAAUUCGCUUCGCCACAAGGCGCGUCUGUGAGCUUGAAGGAGAAGAUCAAUUUGCUAUCUGGCAUCGACUUUUGGCACACAAAGGCGAUCCCACGCCUCAAUAUCCCAUCCAUCCGACUCUCAGACGGUCCCAACGGCGUCCGCGGGACUCGGUUCUUCAAUGGAGUGCCUGCAGCCUGCUUUCCCUGCGGGACUGGUCUUGCUGCUACCUGGAACACUGACCUCCUCCAAAGAGCGGGCGCCUUGAUGGGUGCAGAGGCACGAGCCAAAGGCGUACAUGUACUUCUAGGGCCGACCGUCAAUACGCAGCGUAGCCCCUUGGGCGGGCGAGGGUUCGAGUCUUUCUCCGAAGAUCCAGUCCUCGCAGGUCGUUGCGCGGCGUCAGUUAUCGCUGGCAUCGAGGGCACCGGUAUCGUGGCGUCCGUCAAGCACUUUGUGGCCAAUGACCAAGAGCACGAGCGCAUGGCUGUGGACUCGAUUGUGACGGAGCGAGCGAUGCGUGAGAUCUACGUCUUGCCUUUUCAAAUCGCUGUGCGGGAUGCUCGGCCUGGCUCUUUCAUGACAGCCUAUAACAAGGUUAACGGUAUCCAUGUUAGCGACGAUCGAAAAUACAUUGAGGAUAUCGUCCGAAAGGAAUGGGGUUGGACUGGACUUGUCAUGAGCGACUGGUAUGGAACAUACUCCACAGUCGAGUCGAUCAAUGCUGGACUUGAUCUGGAGAUGCCAGGACCAACGCGCUGGCGUGGUCAGCUCCUGAACCAUGCCAUCAUGUCUCGAAAGGUCGAUCAGGAAACUGUGGAUCAGCGAGUCCGCGAGGUCUUGAAGCUUGUGGACAGAGCGACCAAGUCUGGAAUCCCAGUGGAAGGGCCUGAAGAACCCCGAGACACGCCUGAGACUGCGGAGCUCCUGAGGGAUAUCGCCAGCGAGUCGAUUGUGCUUUUGAAGAACGAGGAUACGGUUCUGCCCUUUACGAAAGACAAGACACUGGCUGUCAUUGAACCCAACGCCAAGAUGGCCGCCUACUGCGGUGGAGGAUCGGCUACUCUGCGACCAUACUAUGCCGUCACCCCGUUUGAAGGUAUCUCCUCGCAGGCCCGAGACGUGCGGUACUCGGUCGGAUGCCAUGCACACCAGACACUGCCGAUGCUCGGUCCCAGCUUGCGAACACGGGAAGGGAAAGUAGGAGUGACUUUUGAGGCCUUCACCCACCCUGAUACCGUGACAGAUCGGCAGCCUGUUGACACGCUUCAUCUCGUGGACACCAACAUGUACUUUGCGGACUACUAUCACCCCAAGCUCACGGAAGAUCUUUGGUGGGGUGAGAUCAACGCGACCUACACGGCGGAAGAGACCUGCGACUUCCAAUUUGGCCUGUGCGUCUUCGGCACCGCGAGACUCUACGUGGAUGGGGAGCUUCUCAUCGACAACGAGACGGAACAGCGAGGCGGCGGCAGCUUCUUUAAUGUCGGAACCGUCGAGGAAACUGGCAUCAAGAGCGUUGUCGCGGGGCAAUCCUACCAGAUCAGAGUCGUCUUCGCCAGCGGCGCAGCGUCCAAGGUCAAGGACGCAGACGGCGUCGUCUCAUUUGGAGGAGGUGGCGUGCGGCUUGGCGGAACCAAAGUAAUCGAUGUCGACGAGGAAAUCCAGAACGCCGUCAGGCUGGCACGGAGCGUGGAGCAGGUCGUUCUCUUUGUCGGUUUGAACUCUGACUAUGAGCAAGAAGGCCACGAUCGCCCGCACAUGGACCUGCCUGGCCUUUCCGAUGAGCUGAUCUCGGCCGUCGCCCAUGCCAACCCCCGUGUCGUCGUCGUCGUGCAGUCCGGCACGCCUGUCAGUAUGCCAUGGGCUUCUUCGGUUGCUGGUGUGGUCCAGGCUUGGUACGGCGGCAACGAAACAGGCAACGCCAUUGCCGAUGUACUGUUUGGCAACGUCAAUCCGUCUGGGAAGUUGCCUUUGUCCUUUCCAGCCCGAGUUGAGGAUAACCCGGCCUAUCUGAACUACAGAUCAGAGCGCGGCCGCGUGCUGUACGGAGAGGACAUUUACGUGGGCUACCGUUUCUAUGACAAGGUCAAAAAGUCCACACUGUGGUCUUUUGGCUCAGGCCUAUCCUACACGACGUUCUCGUUUUCUGAUCUCACCAUCAAGCUAGGCCAAGGGGAUCAGGGCAACGUCAUCCACGCUGAAGUUUCGGUGAAAAACACUGGCGCUGUGGAUGGCUCCGAGGUCGUGCAGCUGUACGUCUCGCAGCGCAUCCCAUCGAUCAACCGCCCGGUCAGGGAGCUCAAGGGGUUUUCCAAGAUCUUUGUCAAACAGGGGGAGACGGCCGUGGCCCGAAUUCCUGUCGAAAGGAAGUACGCUACAAGCUUUUGGGACGAGGCUCGCCAUGCUUGGAUCGAGGAACGUGGCGUCUACGACGUCUGGGUCGGGAGCGGCAAUUCUGGCGACUUUUUGCAGGCGACUUUCCAAGUUGAGGAGACAAAAUGGUGGACAGGGCUGUAGAUGAAGAGGAUUGAAGUUUAUAGUCUCAUAGACGGCGUGAUCUUAUAAGAUUCGUGUUCCCAUGACCGACCAUGAAGGUGUUAUCAAACUUGACCUAUUCUGCGCCCGACUCGACAAGCCUUUGCUAGUGAAUAUUGCCAUAAUCAGGAUUCUUGAUGGGUAAAACACGCGGAAUGAUGGUUCUGGCUGGAUCCAGGAUCCAACAUGGAUGCCCAUCACUCAUUACAUCGUCUCGUUUCAAAGACGUAGCCCAGUACGUGAGGAGUCAAAGAAGCUAUCGGUACAACAGAGCCCGAGGAUGGUGCCCAUGAUGUGGGUACUAAUUGAUUUCGAUGAGGAACUCGGCGCAUCCAGUGCGCAAUUGCGCUUAACACGGUCUGCAUAGGAAUACU
This is a messenger RNA of Emericellopsis atlantica, 2912 nucleotides long. Its product is annotated as glycoside hydrolase superfamily. The record is from RefSeq and is a predicted model, not a curated record. Bases 1 to 2520 code for a protein of 839 amino acids. Gene Ontology annotation, biological process: glucan catabolic process. Gene Ontology annotation, molecular function: beta-glucosidase activity. The transcript is spliced from 4 exons. NCBI's taxonomy places the organism in Eukaryota, Fungi, Ascomycota, Sordariomycetes, Hypocreales, Bionectriaceae.